AUGCAAUUUGCGCUCCAACAAGCUAUUGGCAGUCAGGAGGUAAUCCGCAAUCUAGCUGGAGGAGAAGAGAUGCUGAGGAUUUGUGAGAAUUGGAUCACCCGAGAGGAGUUAGCGGACUUGGAGAGAUCGGAACGAAUCAACCCAACCCCUCAAGUUCAGAGAUUAGCAAUAACCCAACGAGCUCAUUUGCAUACCGUCAGCCCCUCCCCAGCGCCAUUACCUUUAGCACGCCAGACCUCAGAAAUCACGUACCUGGGUCGUGGCCAACAACCAGCGCAAGACCAACCACCAACCCAGAGACCGCAGACGGCUUUAAGCCAACAUUUGGCUCAAAGCAACCAAUUGCCUCCACCCCCGCCACUGUCUACUCAACCCCCACCAGCUUCAGCCUAUUACAAUCAGCGUCCCCAAAGGCAAGCACAACACCACCCGUACCAUCGUCAGGGUGGCCCCCAGCACCAACAACAGUACCCCCAGCAACUCGUUCAGAACUACAAACAACACCAUCAAGUGCAAGUGGCCCAGACACACAAGCCACAGCAAGGACAGUUUGUGAGCCUGGGUCUCAAUAGUGACAGCAGGACACAAUUGGUUUUUGGGGGGCACUUUUAA
Messenger RNA from Puccinia graminis f. sp. tritici CRL 75-36-700-3, 612 nucleotides. RefSeq lists its product as uncharacterized. The transcript has a single exon. The record is from RefSeq and is a predicted model, not a curated record. Bases 1 to 612 code for a protein of 203 amino acids. Lineage: Eukaryota; Fungi; Basidiomycota; Pucciniomycetes; Pucciniales; Pucciniaceae.